CAGACACCUCGAUCGACAUCCCAGCAAUCGACAAGGGCUCGCCAAAAUGUCUCACUGCAAGUACGAGCACCCAAGGCACGGUCACACCGGUUUCUUGCCGCGCAAGCGUGCGGCUAGGCACCGCGGGAAGUGCAAGGCCUUCCCCAAGGAUGACGCCAAGAAGCCCGUGCAUCUGACUGCCAUGCUCGGCUACAAGGCAGGCAUGACCCACGUUGUCCGUGACCUCGACCGUCCCGGUUCAAAGAUGCACAAGCGUGAGAUCGUCGAGGCCGUGACCGUCAUCGAGACCCCUCCUAUGGUCGUUGUCGGUGUCGUCGGAUACGUCGAGACCCCCCGCGGUCUCCGUGCGCUCACCACCGUCUGGGCUGAGCACCUCUCGGACGAGGUUAAGCGUCGCUUCUACAAGAACUGGUACCGCAGCAAGAAGAAGGCUUUCACGAAGUACGUGAAGAAGCACUCGGAGAACGACGGCAAGUCCAUCAACCGCGAGCUCGAGCGGAUUCGCAAGUACUGCACCGUCGUCCGUGUUCUCGCCCACACUCAGAUCCGCAAGACUGGCCUCAAGCAGAAGAAGGCACACCUCAUGGAAAUUCAAGUCAACGGUGGCUCAAUCGCUGACAAGGUUGACUUUGCUAAGGAGCACUUCGAGAAGACCAUCGACACCAAGAGCGUCUUUGAGGAGAACGAGAUCAUCGAUGUCAUCGGUGUUACCAAGGGUCAUGGAUACUCCGGUGUCGUCUCAAGGUGGGGCGUCAAGAAGCUGCCGCGCAAGACGCACCGUGGUCUGAGGAAGAUUGCCUGCAUUGGUGCAUGGCACCCGGCGAACGUCCGUUUCACUGUUGCGCGUGCUGGUCAGCAAGGCUACCAUCACCGUACCGAGCUUAACAAGAAGAUUUACCGCAUUGCCAACGGCAGCGACGAGACUUCUGGCUCGACCGAGUUCGACACCACCAAAAAGACGAUCACCCCGAUGGGCGGCUUCCCGCACUACGGUAUCGUCAAGAACGACUUCGUCAUGAUCCUUGGCAGCUGCCCCGGUGUCAAGAAGCGCGUUCUCACCUUGCGCAAGUCUCUCACCACCCACACUUCCCGCAAGGCUCUCGAGCAGACCAGCCUCAAGUGGAUCGACACCAGCUCCAAGAUGGGCCACGGUCAAUUCCAGACUCGCUCGGAGGCCGACAGCUUCCUCGGUCCGCGCAAGCUCAAGGCGCAGGUUGUUUAGAUCGUCGACCCCGGCGGCUUGUAUUUUUCUUUGCCAUUCAUGUCAUGAAUGCACCCACGACGAUGCCAUGUACAGUCUACUCUCCGCCAAUGCACGCAUG
This is a messenger RNA of Tilletiaria anomala UBC 951, 1322 nucleotides long. Its product is annotated as putative RPL3-60s ribosomal protein l3. Gene Ontology annotation, biological process: translation; ribosomal large subunit assembly. The record is from RefSeq and is a predicted model, not a curated record. Gene Ontology annotation, molecular function: RNA binding; structural constituent of ribosome. The transcript has 3 exons. NCBI's taxonomy places the organism in Eukaryota, Fungi, Basidiomycota, Exobasidiomycetes, Georgefischeriales, Tilletiariaceae. Gene Ontology annotation, cellular component: ribosome; cytosolic large ribosomal subunit. Bases 47 to 1222 code for a protein of 391 amino acids.